GUGAAGUGGGUUUAUCCGGUGCAUUCACCGGAGCUACAAUGGCAUUCAUAAAUACUCCCGUGGAGCUGCUUAAAGUUCAAUUACAAACACAGCAUACCACCAACGCAGCCGUCUCCAAGCCAUACAAAGGAGUAAUUGACGCCGGAAUUCGAAUAUUCAAGAAUCGCGGAGUCACCGGUCUAUAUCGUGGCAUCACGAUAACCUUGCUGCGAGAUAUACCAAGCUUUGCGUCAUAUUUCUUUGUGUACGACGGGGCAAAACGAAUAAUUGGAAACAGAAAAAAAGGUGCCGACCGCGGCAAACUCUCAUCUUGGGAAUUACUUUUUGCUGGUGGAAUGGCCGGUAUUGCUUGUUGGAUUCCUUGCUAUCCACAAGAUGUGAUCAAGAGCAGGAUGCAAAGUGACCUCAGAUACAGGUCAACUGGUGAAUGUCUCCGAGCGUUAGUCGCGCAUUCCAGGGCAAACAAAACAUCAUUAUUUCAAGCUUUCUCUAAGGGCUUUGGGCCUACGAUGGCAAGGGCCUUCCCUGCCAACGCUGCAACAUUCUUUGCAUACGAAAUGGUAAUGAAGAAAUUACGUUGA
Acaulospora colombiana is the source of this 581-nucleotide messenger RNA. The record is from the annotation of a GenBank genome assembly. Lineage: Eukaryota; Fungi; Glomeromycota; Glomeromycetes; Diversisporales; Acaulosporaceae.